UCUCCGGUACAAACCAAACCAAAGCAAUACGAACACCUUUGCCUCGCACCGCGUCGCCGUCGCCCCUCCCCUCUCCUCGUCCUCGGAAAAAAAAACAGCAGCAGCCCUCGCGCUUUCUCCGAUCGAAUUGCUCUCUCGUGUCGCCCCGGGGCAACCGCCACCGGUUCGGCCGCUCCUCCCCACCACCAGUCGCCUCGCCCCCGGCGCGCCGGAUGAUCUAGGCCUCUCGCCCACCCGUGCCGAUUCCCCCUCGAGCUCGCUACCCCCGCGCGCCGCCGUGGCCAUGUCGCUCGCCUGAGGAUACGGUCGGUGAGCUGUUUCUCGCGAGAGUCCCCGAGUCCCCACGGAAACAGCCCGGGGCCGUCAGCGAGCGAAGCUGGCCGCUUGGCUCGGUCGAUCGAUCCGAAGCGGCGGGCGGUUCGGUUGGUGGUUCCGUCUUGGCUUCGUCCUCUAGCUUGGAAGCUAAGGCUGGGCUUGGUUCCGUUUGCAUCUGAGGAGGAGGGCGUGGGGGACUUGGUAGCGUGCACGGUUGGUUUCCGGACCGGCUUGAUGCGGGACGGCGCGCAUGCCUCUCGCGGCGGCGGGUUCUUCUCGGCGCGCUCGCUCUCCAACUGCAUGCGAAUCAUGUCGUCGGGGACGUCCACGGCCGCGUCCACGCUGCGCUCGGCCGGGGCGUCGCUGGUGAACUCGAUCGCCAGCCGUGACCAGGUACAAUGGGCUGGUUUUGAUAAACUCGAAUGUGGGGUUGGCAUGCCACGGCAGGUUUUGUUGCUGGCUUACAAAUCUGGCUUCCAGGUAUGGGAUGUCGAACAUUCUGAUGAUGUAAGACAGCUAGAAUCCAGACACGAUAGUGCUGUUUCUUUCAUACAACUGCUAAAGAAUCCAAUUGCCACAAUGAAAUGUGAAGACAGAUUUGCAGAUGUACGGCCAUUGCUAGCUCUUGCCUGUGAGGGAAUUUACACAGGAAAUGGAAACAGCCAUGAUACUAAUGUUCCUGUUUUUGAUGGAACCAAUGGUGCUUUCCAUAACAUAGGCAGUGAAAGCCUUCCUACUGUCAUUCGCUUUUAUUCACUGAGGACCCAUGAGUACGUGCAUACAUUGAGGUUCAGAUCAGCUGUUUAUUCCAUAAGGUGCAGUCCAAGAGUUGUAGCUAUUUCUCAGUCUACUCAGGUACAUUGUUUUGAUGCUGCGACAUUGGAGAGAGUCUAUACUGUUCUUACCAGUCAUACAGUUGCACAAAUUUCAGGUUAUGGCCCCCUGGGAUUGGGCCCUAGAUGGAUUGCGUAUUCUGGGAUUCCAGUUCCGGUUCCAGAUACAGGACGUGUGAGCCCUCAGCUUCUUAGUCUGUCUCCCUUUGUUCCACCUCCUGGUUCGAAUGGCAGUGUGGUGGCAUAUUAUGCAAAAGAAUCAAGCAAGCAGCUGGCUGCUGGCAUUGUAACACUUGGUGAUGUUGGAUAUAAGAAGCUGUCCAAGUAUUGUUCAGAUUUCAUUCCAAAUGGUAAUGGUACUGUAAAGCAAAGAAAUUCUGGCUACAAGGCAAAUGGAGCAACAAAUGGGCAACUCAUUGACAAUGAGUAUGCUGGAACGGUCAUUGUUCGAGAUAUUGUCUCUAAAUUAUUGAUAGUUCAGUUCAGGGCACAUACUAGUCCCAUUUCGGCACUUUGCUUUGAUCCAAGUGGAACUUUGCUGGUGACAGCAUCUGUUCAUGGCCAAAAUAUCAAUGUUUUCCGCAUUAUACCACAUGGGAGUGCAUCAGAAGCUGGUCAAAUUGGAACCUAUUUUCAUAUGUACAAAUUGCAAAGAGGCAUCACCAAUGCGGUCAUCAAAGACAUCAGCUUUAGCGAUGAUAGCGAGUGGAUAAUGAUUAGCUCUUCAAGAGGAACUAGUCAUCUGUUUUCAAUAUCUCCAUAUAGUGAAUCUACAAGCUUUCACUACAGCGAUAACAACCCUUCAGAAAAUAAUUACGUGGUGGAUUCAUCAGUUAAGCAUACUGCUCAUUGGUCCCAAAACUCAACACCCUCUUUGAGUCUCAAUCAGAAGACACUUUUCGUAUCUGGACCCCCUGUCACAUUGUCUGUUGUUAGCAGGAUAAGAAAUGGGAGUAACUUUUUUAAGGGUGCUGUCCAUAGUGCUGCAGCAUUUGCAACAAGUGUUUCCAGUCCAAUUUCUGGUGCUAUUGCUUCAACAUUCCACAACUGCAAGGGUGGUGACCUUAAUUCAGAUGGCAGUUUGCUUUGCAUAAAGUAUUAUUUACUAGUGUUUUCUCCAUCAGGAAGCAUCAUACAGUACGUUCUCCAUCUCUCAGCUGAACAGGAUUCUGGAUUUGAUUUCCCCUCAGGUCCCAUUUCUUAUGGAUCAGAGAGAGAAACUGAUACAAAAUUUGUUAUUGAAGCUCUUCAGAAGUGGGAUGUCUGUCAUAAAAGAAAUAGAAGAGACAGUGCUGAGAGUUUUGCAUAUAGUGAUUUUGAGAAUGGAGAAAAUAAUUUUUUUUUCCAGAAAGUGACAAAGAAAGGAACUAGUAUCUAUCCAUUUGGUUGCGCUGCUGCUGAAAGGCCAAAGCUCAGUGCUGAUGAAAGUCGUAAUAUCUAUAUUUCUGAGAGUGAGUUGCAGACACAUGUUGUGCAAAUUCCACUGUGGUCUAGAUCUGGGAUACACUUUCAAGUAAUGAGGGGUCGAACUUUAGAAGCAGACAAUAUUGAUACAAUUUCAGGGGAAGUUGAAAUAGAAGAAAUCCAUACUCAUAAUAUAGAAUCAAGGUCAAAGAAUCUCAUACCAGUCGUUGACUCUCUUCAUACAUCAAGGUUUCAACAGACAAGGUUGAACACUCCUGAUAACAGGUAUGGACUGCUGCAGCGGCAGACAUCUGGAAUUUCAGAAGAUGGUAGACUCUCUCGCAGAAGCAGUUGUAGUUCUUUGGACUGCAUGUCUGAAGGCCCCAAAAGCUCUGAUGGCAGUGGUUUCGGUAAAUAUAUAGUAGAUGAUAGCGGUUCUGCUGUAAAUACCAAUGCAAGUGUUAAAUGCCAUGCCGAGCUUGUAAAUAAUACUGGGAGCCUUGGCUUGUCAGACGCCCAGCUCGGAUUUGUAAAUAGCAAAGAGGACGGUGAAGAUAGAGAGCAACUCCCAGACUUGUUAUAUUGACUGUGAUCAAGAUGAUCGAUGGUGAUGGAGAAGCCUCUUUAAUCGCUGAAGUCUUCAUUGUGCGCAUGUAGCUGAAUUCUUUCAUUUAUCCAUCCGGAGUUAUUGACGUCUCUUCUAUAGUUCUAUUUAUAGGCAUUCAUGAAAAAAAUUAAUGAUAAAAAGAUAGAAAGGGAGGUUGAAUUAUGGCCCUAUCGGUAUGGAAGCUUUGGUGCUGUGAGUUGGGUUUCUAUCUUACAAGAAUUUGUACAUAACAAAUAUUGUUCAUUGCAUUUCCUAUAAUAAUACAUAAUUUGUGAAUAUUUAAAUGGUAAUAUAUUUCCAACUCCAUACUA
Phragmites australis (common reed) is the source of this 3470-nucleotide messenger RNA. RefSeq names its product autophagy-related protein 18f-like. Gene Ontology annotation, molecular function: protein binding. The transcript has 8 exons. Lineage: Eukaryota; Viridiplantae; Streptophyta; Magnoliopsida; Poales; Poaceae. Gene Ontology annotation, cellular component: cytoplasm. The coding region runs from base 550 to 3138 and encodes 862 amino acids. The record is from RefSeq and is a predicted model, not a curated record. Gene Ontology annotation, biological process: autophagy; response to starvation.